Messenger RNA from Lotus japonicus, 3074 nucleotides. RefSeq names its product phosphatidylinositol 4-kinase gamma 7-like. The transcript is spliced from 3 exons. Bases 912 to 2789 code for a protein of 625 amino acids. Lineage: Eukaryota; Viridiplantae; Streptophyta; Magnoliopsida; Fabales; Fabaceae. The record is from RefSeq and is a predicted model, not a curated record.
AGUACUAUUAGCCUGUUAGUGUUGUCUGGUUUGGAUCAUAUGAUUCAUAUUAAUUAAUAUACUUAGAAACAUGAUGGCGUGAGAACAUAAAUUACUGGUCUGUGCAGUGUUGGAUCUGUUUGUCCUUUACUGUUGUAUAAUAAUAAUAAUAAUAAUGGUCGGUUUGUAUUUAGUUGGGUGGUUAGAAGAAGAAGUUAGAACUUAAAAAGAUUUUAGUGAAUUAAGGUUUUGGUUUUUUGGAUGAUGAUUUUCAAAUAUGCAAUAUGUUUUAUUAUUUAAUUUUGAGAAAAAAGUUGAUUCAUGUAGGAUAUAUAGAUAGGCCAUGAUAAAAUAUACUUUAUGAUGUGGUUGAGAUUAGGUUGAGCGAGGAAAAAUGAAUGGAAUUAUUGGACCCCUUUGCUAACAUAAAUUGUACCAUAUAGUUCAUAGUGAAUGGUCAGGAUUCAGUUAUCUGCUAGUGGUUUAUUAUGUGAAGAUCAAUUGUAUCUUUUUCCUUUCAUCAUCAUCACACACACACACUAUCUAGUGCUUGGUGCUUGCUGUUACUGAUGCACUAAUUUCUUUGGUUUGGAGAAGCUAAAGUAAGAAAGAAAGAUGUUGUUAUAUUGCACUCAAGGAGACUGUGCUUAUAGGGGAAGUUUAAACAUCCUUUUUGCAUACUUGACGGAACAUUCAAGAUUUGGACUAUGAAUUUCUCUUUGCUAAUCUCUCAUUGUGUAAGCUGUUCUUAUGUGAGAUCUUCUGGAGUUUUUUGGACUUUAAAGCAUUGACUAUGAUUGUUGAUGGAAAAAACUGUUCUCUACAACAUCAAGUGCCGGCAUUUGAGUUUGGCGUUUGCUUGAGAGAGAUACUCUCUGUCUCUGCCACAUCUGCUGCUGGCAAUCAAGUUUGCUCCUUCUCAUUUUCCUUACAUGUAUCCUGAUUCGGAAACCUGUUUAUAUGAUGAGAUGGCUGUUGCACCUUUCAGAGGACCUCCUAGCGAGUGUUCUGGGAAUAAGAAAAUGGAAAGAAAGCCUUCUGGAAGGAGACGUGUAUUUGUUCAGACUGAAACUGGAUGUGUUUUGGGGAUGGAAUUAGAUAGAAGUGAUAAUGCACACACUGUGAAGAGGAAAUUACAGGUUGCAUUCAAUGUCCCGACUGAGGAAAGCUCACUCAUAUGCGGGGACAUGGUCCUGAAAAAUGAUCUUAGUGUGGUUAGAAAUGACUCUCCACUUCUUCUCACUAGGAACUUUUUAUACAGGAGCUCAUCUACCCCAUGCAUUUCACCUUCUGGCAGGGAUCUUCAGCAGAGGGAUCAGAGUGGACCAAUUGAGAUUAUAGGUUGCUCAGAUGUAUUUUCUGGAAUAAAACAUGUGGUUGAGGAUAUCAUAAUGGCUAUAAAAGUUGGCAUUGAACCAAUCCCCGUUCAGAGUGGAUUGGGAGGUGCAUAUUAUUUUAGAAACUGCCAUGGCGAAAAUGUUGCUAUAGUGAAACCAACUGAUGAGGAACCUUAUGCACCGAACAAUCCGAAAGGUUUUGUUGGCAAAGCUCUUGGACAACCGGGACUGAAACGGUCUGUGAGGGUUGGGGAGACGGGUUUCAGAGAAGUUGCAGCUUACCUUCUUGACCAUGUUCAUUUUGCCAAUGUUCCUUCUACUGCCCUUGUGAAGGUGAGGCAUUCUAUUUUUAAUGUAAAUGACAGGGUCAAUGGUAAUAUGCAUCCUAACAAGAAACAUAUAAGCAAGAUUGCAUCACUGCAGCAGUUCAUCCCUCAUGAUUUUGAUGCUAGUGAUCAUGGAACUUCUAGUUUCCCGGUUGCUGCUGUUCACAGGAUUGGGAUUUUAGACAUACGGAUUUUGAACACAGACAGACAUGCAGGAAAUCUUCUGGUCAGGAAGGUUGGAAGGUUUGAUGAAGUGGAGCUUUUUCCCAUCGAUCAUGGUCUUUGUCUACCUGAAAGUUUGGAAGAUCCAUAUUUUGAAUGGAUCCACUGGCCUCAGGCAUCAAUUCCUUUCUCCGAUGAUGAGCUCAAGUAUAUAUCUCAUCUAGACCCCUUUCGUGAUUCGGAAAUGCUGAGAAUGGAGCUUCCCAUGAUUCGAGAAGCAUGCUUGCGGGUUUUGGUUCUGUGCACUUUAUUCCUCAAGGAAGCAGCAGCCUUUGGUCUUUGUCUGGCAGAGAUUGGCGACAUGAUGAGUAGGGUAUUUCAGGGUCCUGAUGAAGAGCCCAGUGAGCUUGAGCUCAUAUGUGUUGAAGCAAAGAAACUGUUAGAUCAGGACGAAGAAUCCUCUUCUUUCGAGGCGGAAGUAGGAGACAAAAAUGUCACCCAGUUUCAUUUGGAUUGUGAUGAUCAGGAUUUGGGUUUCCCUACUAAUAUAGAAGAGAAGCCAACUUCUCAAUUUGGAGCAAAAAAUGGGAAAGGUAAAAUUGCAGUUUCUAAACUGGAGGAAAGUGCGGUGGAGGAGGAGGGGGCUGUGAAUGAAGGUGAGUUGCCUGUAGGUGCGGAUGAAUAUACUUUUCCCGUGGGAAAUUGGGUGCCCAAUAUUUCAAAGCUAUCGGUGUCUGUGGAAAACAAGAUAAUUGGUGUAAAGCAAAGAAGUGGUUUUUUGGCUGGGACAUCAUCUGGAAGUACUAAAGUGAAUGAGUUGCCUGGUAGCUCGAGUUUUGUGGAGCUUGCAGACAUUGAUGAAGAGAAGUGGAAUCAGUUUCUUGAAAAUUUUCAAAGGCUGUUGGUCCCAGCUUUUGUUAAUUGCAAACGCGGAAAUGCUGGUAAGAGGCAGAGGCAGAGACUUGGCACUUCAUGCCAGUUUUAGAGGGGGCAUUAUAAAAUGGUAUACAUAUAGGGUUUGAACUUUGAACUUUGAACGAAUAAGAAGAUUUUAGAGGCUUGUACAAUGUGUCAUGUGGUACACAUUGAAUAUCUAUAGAUAAAUAGUUAAAUAAAGUAGAUGUAGAUUGUGAGGUAGUAAGCUCUUACCUCAGUGAAUAGAGAGAGGAGAAUAACACUAGAUGUGAAGGCAGUGACCAGAUUUGUAUCAAUGUUUCCUGGAGACUUAAAUGAUAUUUCUGGUGUGGUUGGUUGGUUUCUCAUCUUUAAA